This is a messenger RNA of Topomyia yanbarensis, 2907 nucleotides long. RefSeq lists its product as uncharacterized. Gene Ontology annotation, molecular function: protein dimerization activity. Bases 1 to 2907 code for a protein of 968 amino acids. The record is from RefSeq and is a predicted model, not a curated record. The transcript is spliced from 8 exons. Lineage: Eukaryota; Metazoa; Arthropoda; Insecta; Diptera; Culicidae.
AUGAAUAAAGAAUUGCUCUGUAACCAAGACGAACCAUCUAGCUCAGUGCAUUCAAAAAAAUCACCAGAUGAACCAAAUUCAGAACCCAAGCCUAAGCGGAUGCGUGCCAGCGAGCAGAUUUCCAAAAAAUCCUUUAUUUUGGCACAUACCACUUCGGAAUGUAACGAUGGUGCUUCGAUGAUAAAGUGCAUACUGGAACUCAAUUGCAAAUAUAUGCAAAAAGUUUUUCGUCAGCAAAAUUUCGAGAGGCAUUUCAAAGCAGCCCAUCCGCUACAAUAUGCCAAGCUAAAUUUAGGUGUAAAUACGAUCGAUAAAAACGAAUUCUUUCCGUUAUCUGAAAAAGUAAUUAUAAAGACAUCGAAACAGCAAAUGGUCGGAGGGGCAGUCAAACUCGUUACGCAACACGGUUUACCAUUCGCUACCAUGGAAUGGGAGGGUUUCCGCGAUAUUGCUGAACCAAUACUAGAUGCGUACAAUAUUAAAGUGAAUCGACACAACAUAGUUGACUUCGUCGGAAGUGCUGCCAAAGGAAUCGACAAAAUCAUAAAGGAGGAAUUACGAGGAUCUAUGAUUGCGAUUAAAAUGGAUAUUGUGACAAAAAUGUAUCGGAGCAUGCUUGGCGUGAAUUGCCAAUACAUAAACAAUGUCGGCGAAGUUGUGAAGCGAACGUUGGCGAUUGUUGAAUUACAUGACCGCCAUACCAGCAACGUUCUUAAGAACGAAUUUCUUAAGGUCUUGGAUGGCUAUGAUAUACAGCUUUCUCAAGUCAUAUCGGUCACUGUUGACAACGCAAGCAACAUGUUGAAGUUUGGCAAAAUUUUAAACCAAGAGCCCGAAGCUGAACAUUGGUAUGAAGUCGAGGCCGGUAUUAUAGACCCUGACGAUGAUGAUUCCAAUGAUUUAGAUUUGACAGAAUGGGUUAAAGCAUUAGAGGAGACCGUAAACGAUAGUUACAUAGUUAUUACACGCUGCGGAGCUCAUACCGUACAGCUUAUUGUACACGAUGCAUGUAAGCCUCACAGCGACGACCUAAAGCAAAUUAGAAAAGUGGUCAAACGUUUUCGCUCUGCGGAGUACAAACAUUUCUUUGAAGCAAAUAAGGAAAUUGGGUAUCCGUCUCUGCCAAACGAGACAAGAUGGUUUUCAGACUAUCGAUCGAUGGCCUCCCUCGUUAAAGGAAAAAAGUUUUUCUCCAAUUUAGGAAAACAGUAUCAGGAGUUAGAUCUGUCGAUGAGCUGGGAGUUUGUCGACUCGUAUGUGGAAGCUUUCAAACCACUUUAUGAUUGCACGGUUUCCAUUCAGAAACUUGGAUUGACAUUGCCUGAUUUCUUCAUGGAAUGGAUUCGUGCUUACGGCCGCAUUACUGAAGUUCAGGAUAACAAUCGGUUCAAACAAGAGAUUGUAGCAUCAAUGGAAUCAAGACAAAAAUUACUAUUCGCAAAUGCGGCAUUUAGAGCAGCUUUAUUUUUUGAUCCAAGAAUAAAUUUCAAUGGAUCUAGCUUGUUUUCGGUCACACAAAAAGAUGAAAUUAUUGAAUAUUUAAUGCGUCUUAACUCCCGUUUAGUGAGAGAAGAGAGUGAUGUAUUUACAAGCCCUUGCAGUUCCAAAGACUCCGUAACACCAACGGGACACUUCAGCCUUAAUAAAUAUUUAUCUCGAACGAUAGGCGGACAGGAGCCACAAGCACCGAACCAAGUUUCAUUUGAAGCGAUACUUCGCGCGAUCGCAUACCAGGAGCGAAUUGAUGCAGAUGUGAACUUCAAUCUGAUUCAACAUUGGAUCCCGCAGUUGUAUCGAAACGAAAAGUUAUGGAGAAUUGUUAAAACAUUAUUGACAAUUGCACCUACGCAAUGUUCUAUUGAGAGGGAUUUCAGCUCAUUCAAUAACAUUUUCACUAAAUCAAGAAAUUCACUAGACUCACGUGGCUUGCAGAAUAUAAUGAAGGUGAAAACCAAUAAAAACUUACCAAAGCCUUAUCUAGUUCACAUCGAAGAAAGUGAAGAAGGUGAAGAAAGUGAAGAGAGUGAAGAAAGUGUAGAAAGUGAGGAAAGUAAGGAAACUGAGAAAAGUGAGGAAAGUGAAGAAAGUGAAGAAAAUGAAGUAAGUGAAGAAAGUGAAGAGAGUGAAGAAAGUGAAGAAAGUGAAGAAUGUGAAGAAAGUGAAGAAAGUGAAGAAAGUGAAGAAAGUGAAGAAAGUGAAGAAAGUGAAGAAAGUGAAGAAAGUGAAGAAAGUGAAGAAAGUGAAGAAUGUGAAGAAUGUGAAGAAAGUGAAGAAAGUGAAGAAAGUGAAGAAAGUAAAGAAAGUGUAGAAAGCGAAGAAAGUGAAGAAAGUGAAGAAAUUGAAGAAAGUGAAGAAAGAGAAGAAAGUGAAGAAAGUGAAGAAAGUGAAGAAGGUGAAGAAGGUGAAGAAAGUGAGGAGAAUGUGAAGAAAGUGGAGAAAGUGAAGAAAGUGAAGAAAGUGAAGAAAGUGAAGAAAGUGAAGAAAGUGAAGAAAGUGAAGAAAGUGAAGAAAGUGAAGAAAGUGAAGAAAGUGAAGAAAGUGAAGAAAGUAAAGAAGGUGAAGAAAGUGAAGAAAGUGAAGAAAGUGAAGAAAGUGAAGAAAGUGAAGAAAGUGAAGAAAGUGAAGAAAGUGAAGAAAGUGAAGAAAGUGAAGAAAGUGAAGGAAUUGAAGGAAGUGAAGAAAGUGAAGAAAGUGAGGAAAGUGAGGAAAGUGAAGAAAGUGAAGAAAUUGAAAGAAGUGAAGAAAGCGAAGAAAAUGAAGAAAGUGAAGAUAUUGAAGAAAGUGAAGAAAGUGAAGAAACACCAGAAACCGAACCUAAUAUCUCUGGAAGAAGAGCAAGUGCAGCGUCGCAUUUCGCUUCACGAUGUAAGGGAAAGGAAAAUGUCGGAUUAUGAAAUUAGUGAUUAA